CAUUAUGUAACUGGUUUUUAAUCAUUGUACUCUUUUUGGUCUUUUAAACACAGUUGUGGUCUCUUUGGAGAGCAUGCAUAUCAUUGUCCCUGUUCCUUGGAAAAGGCCAUCACUGAUUUGGGACAGAUUAAAUCUGGACAAGAGAUGUAGUUCAUCCUGCAUUCAUUACAUUUCAUUCUUUCAGCUCUCUGGGGAUUCCCUCUUCAGUGACUGUUUGACCCAUCCAGUUAAUAUGAACUGGGAUGGAUUUUUCCUUGGUGAUACAAAAUCCACCAAUCCCAAAGCUGCACAGACAGCAACUGUCAGCAGCACUGUAACUCUGGUGUCUUUGAGGCAGAGAGGGUAUGGAGGAAGUGUUGUGAAGGUGUGCAGUCUCCAUGCACCCUGUUCUGCAAAGUAUGAGCAGGGAAUCUUUAAUUCUUCAGAGAGAUUCUCAAGAAGUAUCAAUGAAAAAUCCAAGGACAUGAAAAUAGUGGGAUCAACUACAUUUCCUGUCAAAGUCUAUGUCAGGUUGAAUCAUGAAAGUCCCCGUAUUCUAUGUGUGACAAAUCGGCUACGGGUUUCAGAACUGAUUGAUCCAAUAUUCCAGUGGCAUGGACCAAAUGGUGACAUGGUUGCAGAAAAUAGCAGUGUGAAAAUAACACCAACAGGAACCCUAAUAUUCAGACAUUUCAAAUACGACAUGAGUGGAGUUUAUACCUGUUCGAUUGUAUAUAAACCAACUGCAGAGCAGAGUGAAAAAAACUACUUAAUCAAAUAUGUGAUUUAUGCUUAUUCUGAUCCCGACUUUUACUACGAGUUUACAGCCCGAUAUCAUUCAGCGCCCUGCAAUAGUAUCUACAACGUUUCUUUUGAGAAGAAGUUGCUUCAAAUACUAACCAAACUAGUUGCUGAACUUUCUUGUGAGGUUACUUUAGUUAAGUCAGAGUGCCAUCAUGUUAAAAUGCAGAAAGCAGGUCUGCAAAAUGAAAUCUUCUUUACUUUUACAGUUUCUUCCUUCGAAGAAAACAAACCAAAGAAUCGCUGUCAGAAAAACACUUGUGAUAAAACUAAAAGAUUAAACAAGGCAAAAGAUCUUAUAGAGAAAUUUUUUAAAGAACAAGUGGAAGUGCUGGGAAAACGUUCUAAUCCAUUGCCUGAAAUAUACUACAUCGAAGGUACCCUACACAUUGUGUGGGUUAAUCACUGCCGCCCAGGAUUUGGAAUGAACUCUCUGAUACAUCCAGAUUGUCCUGAUUGUUGUGUUAUCUGUAGCCCAGGAACAUACAAUCCCAGUGAAGGAGUUCAUUGUCUUCUGUGCAACAGGACUUUGACAUAUGGAGCAACAAAAUGUUAGCAGAAUGUCAGUUGCAGUAUUUUGCUCUUUUCACUACUCUAUUGUGCAUUGUUUUUUCACUUGGUAAAAUCAAUAAAGUGAUUCUAACAACUUGUAUGGGUAUUUUUGGUUACAACCAUAGAAGGCAUUUGUUUUUUAAAAUGAGUGACAUCUCACCAUUUUAACAAAGUAUUUUAGGUCUGCUAUAAUUUGGGACUGUUUUAUUUUUUAAAGUGUAUGUGCAUGUCACUAUAAGCCACUUUUUAAUGAGCUAUAGCCUGUUUCUAAAGAAAUCCUUCUAAAAAUUCUUAGACGUUUAUGUAUAAUUCAGUCUAUUGAUUUUGUGGUCCAAAUUCUGUUACAGCGCAGGCUCCACACUAGCCAUUCAGAGGGUCGUGCAUACGAGAAGAAUCCCAUGCAUAAAAACCUACUUGUGUGUUUCUUUACAGAAGAAAAAUUACAGUAAUAAAAUCAACCCAUAUGCAAUUCCUCCCCAGAAGGUACAAGAAUUUCACAUUAAACAAUUGAUAAUAAUGUCAUCAUAUUUCCUGUUUCACUUACGCCAAUCCCAGAAAUUCCCAAAGUGAGUUUAAAGGUCUCUUUACUCUAAACCAACAAUUAUCCAUUCAACUUUUUAUUUAAUUUUACAUGACUACAGUUGGCAGCCUUGUAUAUAAGAGAUUCAUGACUAACCUGUUGUCUUAAUACAUUCCUUCUUACUACUUGUUCCUAGCAGGCCACACCCUGCUGGAUGAUAAAGCAGCUAAAAUAACCUAACUUCUCAUUGUUACCUGUUCAGGAGACUUGCAGACUAGUACCUAUGGAAUUUUUAACAGUUUUAUAAAACUCUAUUAACUUAGACUUUUCAACUUUGCCCUAUGUGUGUUGCAAAACCAGUUUUUAGAUAAUUUAUUUUGGCCAUUCAUUUUUUUGGAGAGGGGGGAGGAUAGGUUGGUUCAAAGGGAUUUCAAAAGUGUUCAUUUUAUUUUUUUUGUUUUUAUUAAUAUUUUAGAUGGAUUAUUUGAAUAUAUAGUCUCAAAGAGGGGAUGUAUUGCAGUUACCUUUGGAGAAGAUUAAAUUAAUUCUUGAUCUCAGGACAUUUCAUUUGUAAAUUAUCUCAGCUCACAUUCCCUGCAUAGCACAGAACACAUAUUUCUUAUCAUUUUCAUUACAGUUGUAUGAAAAGAAGCUGAUAGUGAAGGCAUUUUCUAGCCAUUUUGUUUCAUCACCAGGUAGGAAGUUUAAUAGAGCUUGGGAUUUUCCAAUCCCCAUCUCACAAAAAUGAACCAUGGAUUUAAAUGUGUGUAUUUGCCCAAUUAACACCUUCUGAGAUCAAGAAUUGAAAUACAAGUGUGUAUAUAUCAAACAAUUUAGUUAGCAACGUAUUAAUACAUUUUUACAUGUAAAAUGAAGCCUGAGGCUUCAUAAAGAUUCUGAUUUGAUUUGAAUUGUGCCAAAAAUAAAGUUUUGAAAAACAGUUUUAAUAUGCUUUUUAUAGAUUUAGCUAGUUUAUCUAUAAAGCAUGUUUAUUUGUAUCAGAGUCCUGUAGAUAAUCAAGAAUAAAUGCAAGACCAUAAUGAAGAUUUAACAGAAUGACAUUUUUUAUUGCUGAAACAUUAGUAUAAACAGCAUAACUAAUAUUUAGCAGAAUAUAUAAAAUAGCUAUUUUUAUCAAAUGCCAUUUUAAAAUAAGUAGCUGGGAAAAAGCAGUGUUGGAAAAAAAAACUUUAGUGGUAAGUUAAGAUAUCACCACUCAACUUGAAUCAACCAAAUGCCUGAAUCCUAGUUAUUUCUCUUUUCAUGUGGCAAAUAGGAAUGAACAGAUGCAAACUGGAAAUGCUGUUACACUACUUUGAAGCACUGCACGUCAAUGUCAUCUCCAUAAUUAGCCAAUCACAAUAACACUAAAUUACUUAGCAUUAGUUUGACUUAUCAAUGGUUGAUAAAGCAUAGGAAACAGUGAGUAUUGUCUUAGCAAUUAUGUAGACUUGUGCUGGUAAAAACAUGCCAAAUAACAUAAGCACAUGGAGUUUUGUACAGUACCUACUGCAAAUUAAUUCCAGUAUUACCCCUCUGAAAUGAAUGCAAUUAAUUUUAAGGUAACAGAGACAAACGAUUAAUCAGCAUGUUAACUUUAUGUAUAGAUAACUUAAUAUAUUUAUUAAUCUGUUAUUCUUAAAAAAA
Molecule: messenger RNA, 3499 nt
Organism: Gavialis gangeticus (Gharial)
Lineage: Eukaryota; Metazoa; Chordata; Crocodylia; Gavialidae
Gene: ZPBP
Product: zona pellucida binding protein
Exons: 8
Coding region: 74-1336 (420 amino acids)
Biological process (GO): acrosome assembly; binding of sperm to zona pellucida
Cellular component (GO): extracellular region; zona pellucida receptor complex; acrosomal vesicle
Source: RefSeq, a predicted model, not a curated record